CACAAGCUUUCAGCAGCGAACAAAACUUAAAAUGUUGAAACAAAUUUUUUGUAUAAUAUUUAUAAUAUUUUUAAAAUAUACAGCUGCUAAAGCUGAUAACGAACAGUGUAACAACAUAAUAAUUGAAGGUGGUGAACAGGCUUUAAGAAAAAUAUUUAAUGAUUUUAAUGAAAUCAAAACAACAUUGAAUGAAUUGAAACUGAAAUAUGAAAUACACCAGGAAAGCAAUAAUACUGUAAAGAAAGAUAUGCCAAUUUUUGAUGGACGUAUUGAUAAAAUGGAUGUUAAAUGCCAUACUACGAAUCUGCCAAAAGAUUGCGCCACAGCUACCGCCUGCACCAAACAGAGUGGCAUUUACAAAAUACAAAUCGAACAAUUUAGUUCAGAACCAUUUUAUGUGGCAUGUGAUAGUGAAACUGAAACCGGUGAUUGGUUAGUGAUACAGAAACGUCAAGAUGGUUCCGAAGAUUUCUAUAGAGAAUGGCAGGAUUACGAAAAUGGUUUCGGUGACAUAGCUGGAGAGUUUUUUAUUGGCUUAAAGAAAUUACACGCUCUAACGUCCUACAACGGACCUCAAGAAUUAUUAAUUGUUAUGAAAGAUGCGAAUGAUACCAAAACUUUCGCUAAAUAUGAUGCAUUUGCCAUAGGUAAUGAAACGGAAUCGUAUAAAUUAAAAAAAUUGGGUAAUUACUCGGGAACAGCAGGUAAUUCUUUGGGUAUUCAUAUAGGCAUGAAAUUUUCAACUAAAGAUCGUGACAAUGAUGUAAGUGAUAGUAAUUGUGCCACUGUUAACACUGGCGCUUGGUGGUAUAUUAAUUGUCAUCACAGUAAUCUCAAUGGCAAAUAUGGUGUACACUCUAGCAAGGGUGUUAUUUGGAAAACGUUUCGAAAUUAUUCAGAAUCUCUUCCUUAUGUUAAAAUGAUGAUACGUCGCAGUAGAACUAUAUAAAUAGUUAUUUAUAUUAAUAUAUGUAUAAAAUGUGUAAU
Lucilia sericata (common green bottle fly) is the source of this 987-nucleotide messenger RNA. Its product is annotated as ryncolin-1-like. NCBI's taxonomy places the organism in Eukaryota, Metazoa, Arthropoda, Insecta, Diptera, Calliphoridae. The record is from RefSeq and is a predicted model, not a curated record. The transcript has 6 exons. The coding region runs from base 32 to 949 and encodes 305 amino acids.